GAGCAAAAGAAGCAGGAACAGGAGAAGGAGAAGAAGAAGGAGGAGGGGGAGAAGGAGGAUGAUGAUGAUGAGGAGGAGGAGAAGGAGGAGGAGGAGGAGGAGAAGCAGCCGAGCCUACAACCUGCUUCCAAGCCCUCUGUUCAAUAUGCACCCCUCCAGCACCCUCCAAUCCCUCAUGGUUAUUACUUCCCCAGCCUCCUGACAGUCCCUCACCCUCCCGGACACUUCCCCGCCCGCCUCCCGCCCCGACACGCGACAGGCGCACCUCACUUAAGCACAACCAACAUUACUUGUCAUUCUUAUGGUUGCUUAGCAGGGAACAUAAGGUCAAAGUUGAAGGAUAAUAUGGAUAAGAGUUCACUGUAUGGUCCUUUUCCUUAUCCUGAAUCUUCGGUCUUACCUUCACUGCCUCUACCACACCCACCAAGCCCCUUACCUCCCCCAGACUCCCCACCCGUGUCUCCACCCCUCACACCUGCGGCCAAGGACCUUCUUCAGAUACUACGUCAGGUGUUUGGUCCCCUUCCCAAGACACGUGUUCCUCCGUCAGCACCCAGCAGUCUGACGGGGCAAUUUGACUCCAUGGGGCAGCCAGACCACUCAUGCCUCCGUCCCUCCCAUUGACCAAUCCUCAGGGCCACUACCCCGGGGUGGACCACAUGGGCCAUCACGACACUCCCGUAGAAGGAGCCACGUCUUCACCCUGGGACGAUUACUACACAUUCCAGCUCAACCCCAUCAGGAGAAUAAGCCCCGGGGGGAAUACAGACGCUGCUCAUGUACUGAAACUCCGAGGCGGGAUGGGGCAAGGGGUGGGACACGGGGAAGGGUUCGGGGCGGGAUACGGGGCAUUACCAGGCGUACCAGCUUAUCCCUCCCCGCUGGCUCUCGCUACCUUGCUUAACCUGAAGGCUUUGACUAACCCAACCGGUCCUCCACUACCUACACUAAGCCCUCUGUACCGUCAGGACCGCCAUCACUCACAGGAGAGAGAACAACGAGAACAAGCACAACCACAAGAAGAUAGAGAAGGGGAACCACCACCACCACCAUCACCACCACCGCCGCCGCAAGCAUCACCACAACAACUACAGCAGGAAGUGGAGCGCCGCCAGACUAUGCGUCGUAUGAUAACAGCUGCAGGGUUUGUCCUUCCAGUCACCACGGCCCUUCUUGGAGCUCUCGGCGCCCCUGUGGCUCUCAUGGCUCCCCUAGGACUGGCCAUCCCCGCCCUCCUCUCCACUGGCUUCUUGGACAUCAGUGGUCGGUCAGCGGGGCGCGGGAGUGAGUGGCGGUUCAAUCCCUCUCACACCAAGAUGCAGAUACAGAAAGGUUGGGAAGCUGAGGAAAGACUGGGAGGAGACAGAGAAGCAUUGGCCGCCCUCUCGCACAACGUGUCUGCCGGGGAAGUGUUGGAAAGGCGCCGCAGGGAUGUAACAGAAGGAACAGAAGGAACGAAUGGCAUGCCCCGCGACUCACACAACACAACAGAGACACCACAAACCUCCCAGCAGGACGAGGAGACGCCACGCAGGGAGGUGACACGACCGGGACAGGACAACACCUCGUCCCUUCUGUUGCUACUGCCGGAGGAGGUGGAGGUCCUGGACAGCUUAACGCAGUACUACCAGAGCCUCAGCAUCCUGGACCACAACGGACCAACCCUGGAGGAGAUCACCAAGCACCGCCUUUUCCUUCUGUCCCUCCUGCAGAAGUUGACGGCGGGGAAAACUAAAGAAAACUCUCUCGUAAAGACCACCACCACCACUACCACCGCCACCAUCACCACCACCACUAGCAAGAACACAGUACUCCCGCUACUCCAGCCCAGCACUCUUGUAGAAGGACGAGCAGGCACCACACUUUUCCCUACUCCCUCCCCGCGUCCUAACCUACAUAACAAAGCUACUAACUUCUCUGCUCCUGAAGGCGUAGCAGAAGGUAAUAAGGCCUCUAGAGUGAACGGAACACGAGAGGCUAGUGCUUUUUCCUCUGAGGUCCCCAGCAGUAGCACAGAGAUGCCCUUGCCCACCCUCACGCCUGCUAAGGAGAAAUUGGACUCGGAUUUGAGGAUCAGGGAGGGUGAGAUCACUGCUCUGUUUCCCACUCACUGGCCGCCGCCCCGCUCACCCACGCAGCAUCCACCGCCGCUGUCGCAGUCCCAAGAGUUGACACAGUUCAUCUACAGCCUCGCUGACGAGGAUAUCGAAGGCCACAGCAGGAGUUCCCAGACGCCUUCAUCCUUUCCAAACGUACCUGCAGUCCCUGCCAGACCCGCAGCGCCACAGGUACCCGCCUCGCCAGCGCAGCAAGCAACACCAAACCUCCCUGCAGUGCUACCCACACGCAGACCCAUCAAUACAGCGCUGGUUGCCGAGUAUUUAGCGCUGAUGGAGACUUUCACAAAGCUUAGGGAACUGAACGGCCUCAGGAAUUCUACGAUAGCAAUAAACGAGGUACACUUUCAACAUCCCCCUCUUGUACCGUCUCAGAGUGAACCUGUACCUUCGCCGGAUCUCUAUUUCCUUAACAAUGCCGCCGAGGACGCGUCAGAGGUGGCCCCGAAGGUCGCAGAGGCCAUCACUAACCUCAUAACGGCUAUAGGUGACGCUAUCUCAUCCUUCAUCGAGUCUAUAGCGGAGGCCAUCAGUUCCUUCCUUGAGGACCUCGCAGCGGCUAUUGAGGAGAAACCCGCUGUCCUUCUCCUUGGUAUCGUCCCCUUGUUCCUCCUUCUGCUCCACCUAUUCACAUCACGGCAUAGCUACGGUUUAAGUCAUAUGUCAAGCGGAGGGUACGGUCACAAGCCUGGCUACAGUGGAAGGUCAGUGGCUUUCUCGCCUUCCUCCGCUGCUCUCCUCCUCGACGUGCCCACAGCGGAGUCCUUAGCGGCACAUAUCCUUGCUCUGGUACAAGACUUCGAGGCACGUCAUGGAUCCAGCCUUCCUCCAGAGCCUCAGGAGUUUGGUGUUCAUGUUCAAGAAUCCGAUGAUGACUCUCAAAAUCCUCCCCGUCAAUUUGAAGAGUCCAUUGAUCACCACAAAUCAGUCCACCGUGAAAAUUUCCCUCCCAAUAUUCAGGAAUCAUCUUAAAAGUACAGGAAUGUGUGUGUGUGUGUGUGUGUGUGUGUGUGUGUGUGUGUGUGUGUGUGUGUGUGUGUGUGUGUGUGUGUGUGUGUGUAU
Portunus trituberculatus (swimming crab) is the source of this 3179-nucleotide messenger RNA. RefSeq lists its product as uncharacterized. The transcript is spliced from 5 exons. The record is from RefSeq and is a predicted model, not a curated record. The coding region runs from base 603 to 3089 and encodes 828 amino acids. Lineage: Eukaryota; Metazoa; Arthropoda; Malacostraca; Decapoda; Portunidae.